Bipolaris sorokiniana ND90Pr is the source of this 1405-nucleotide messenger RNA. RefSeq lists its product as uncharacterized. The coding region runs from base 1 to 1254 and encodes 417 amino acids. The record is from RefSeq and is a predicted model, not a curated record. Lineage: Eukaryota; Fungi; Ascomycota; Dothideomycetes; Pleosporales; Pleosporaceae. The transcript is spliced from 2 exons.
AUGAUCCCUAAUAAUCUUAUUCUCCUCUCCGCAUUGGCCGCCAGCGCAUUGGCUGCACCAAGCGGAGUCGUCAAGCGACAGAGCAAUGAGGACAACCUCUGGCAAGUUCCUGUCAGACGUGACCCAAAGGAACCUGGGCAGGAUAGGUGGACGCAAAUCAACUCCGUCGUUACUCCAAUCGACAAGGCGGCAGAUGACAAUCGCAAAUUCUCCUACUACCCAUCCCUUUACAACAUGGGUGGCGCCCUUUUCUUGCUCUUCUCUGGCGCCCCAAAGGAUGUCGAUGGCAUGGGCCAAGAUGUGCGAAUCUCUUACUCCACAGAUGGGAAAUGGAGCAAACCAGAGAUCGCCUUUCCCGCGGCUCUUCUACCAAACCAGACAACUAUCGAGACCUCGGAGUACUACUGCAAGCGUGGCAUUCCCCAAAGAGCCUUGCAGGCACUAUCCAUUGUCUAUAUCGGCGGAGGCGAGUCUGACGCGACAUACUAUGCGGUUGCACAGUCCAGCGAUAACGUCUGUCCUGGACACACCGAAUCAGCCGGUCGCAUCGCCCGUAAGCUGCGCCGCGAUCCUUUGGCUGGUGAAACAUUCUCAGGCGACCCAUGCUGGAUCGAGACCAACGACUAUACCGGCAGUCAUGAAUGGGCUGAAACGGUCUACGGCACAAAGUACCAGAUGAAGGUGUGCGAUGACAAGGAGAAGAUCCUCGCUGCAUUGAGCAACCCACAAUCCGUGCCAUCUCAAGCAACAUCUCUCUUCAACGAACCCCUUGUCGCUGCUGAUGGCAAACACAACGUCAGCUAUCCCACCAACGCAAUCUACCUUCCAGGCUCUUCGGAUACAGGACGUUAUAUGCGAUUCUGGGCCGAUGUCUCCAUGAGGAAUAAGACUGGCAAUGCCUUUAUUCAACAGACCAACAUCUACAGCUCGUACAAGGCCUGGUUCGGUAGCAGUGAGGGUUCCAGUCAGCUUCGUGUGUACGUCUCAAACAGCGGCAUGAACAGCGAUUCAUCCCAGGAAAUUCUGACCGUCGCCACUUCUCGCGGCGACGACCUUGCAUUCCGCAACAUUGGCAUCCUACGCAGCGACUCCGAGGAAAAGGUUCCUGUUGGCACUCGCCCCAUCUACGGCUCCGACCUGGCUGGCUUCUACUGGCCGUCGGCCGUGUUCCAAGGCGACAAGUUGGUUGUUGCCUACAGCGAGAACAAGGCUAAUAUCCAGGUCUCCACUAUUAACUUUGCUGAUCUCCCUUGAAGUACAUGAUGCACACUCUUUUAAUGAUAAUGGAGUACUUGGAACACCAACAACAAAAAGUUAACGGUCGUGGAACUUGAUUGGCUUUGCUAUUUGUACAUAAAUGGUUAAUCGCGUUAGUCCUGGACUACGCUAAUAUACAUAUCCACCA